Molecule: messenger RNA, 1770 nt
Organism: Brassica napus (rape)
Lineage: Eukaryota; Viridiplantae; Streptophyta; Magnoliopsida; Brassicales; Brassicaceae
Product: transcription factor TCP12
Exons: 2
Coding region: 538-1506 (322 amino acids)
Biological process (GO): regulation of secondary shoot formation
Cellular component (GO): nucleus
Molecular function (GO): sequence-specific DNA binding; DNA-binding transcription factor activity
Source: RefSeq, a predicted model, not a curated record
UACAAUCUGGUCAUUCAAGCUGCUGUCUACUUCAUUUGGAAAGAACGGAAUUCACGACUCCACAACCAGACUUCAAAGCCAGCUCACUCUGUUGUGAAAGAUAUCUACCUUCUCCUUAGAGCAAAACUAUACUCUCUCGAUAUGGAGCAAAGAGCUCUCCCCUCUGCUGCUCAAAGAAACCGGCGACAUUCAACGACGACUACUUAUCUCUUUCUCUGGUUUGAAAGGAUACAGGGUUAGACCAAAGCAUCUAUUUCAUUUUGUUGAGGUUCAUUUUUCCGCAUGAGUAAUGUUGUACUUUCUUUUGGAAACAAUCACCUUGUAAAACUUUAAAUUCAGAAAUGGUAUCUCCCAUUGGGAGUUAGAAAAAGAAAAAGAAAAAAAUAGCCUGCAGUGCUUUAGAGUUUUGGCUUUCCACAGUCGCUUUUUGUCCUUCUUCCUCAAUCUUUAUACCUCAAGAACUGAUGAACCAAACGGAUUGAUUGAAGAAGGGAGGGGGUGUCUAUAGUUAGUUUACCUAUCUAUCUCUUCAAUCUAAUGUUUCCUUCUUUAGACACCAGUGGCUAUGACCUCUUUGAUCCCUUCAAUCCCCAUCAAGCAACCAUGCUUCCUUUUUUCACUACUCCCAUACAAAGCCCUAGUUCUCACCAUCACUACCCUUUGUCUUCUUUUCCUUUCUCUUCAGAUUUUCUUGAUGAAUCUGUCCUGAUAAGCUCAUUCUUGUUAGCGCAGCAAGAUGCAGCAACACAUGUUGCUGAUUGUCCGAGAAAAUUAUGCAAAAAGCUUGAGGACAAGUGCGUUGGUGGAACCACCUUAGAAAAGGUUCCACGGAGAAGAACGGGAAAGAAAAGGGACAGGCAUAGUAAGAUCUGUACCGCUCAAGGUCCUAGAGACCGUAGGAUGAGACUGUCUCAACAGAUUGCUCGUAAAUUCUUCAAUCUUCAAGACAUGUUGGGCUUCGACAAGGCGAGCAAGACGAUCGAGUGGCUUAUCUCUCAAUCAAAGGCUUCCAUAAGAAAAGUGAAAGAAAGUGUAGAUGCAUCAGGAGGAGGAGAAGGAGACGAUGAGCAUCUUCAGGAUAAUGAAAAGGCAAAGGAGGAGACAAUGAAAGUCUCAAGGAGAAGAACAAAGACGGUGGAGAACUCUUGUAAGAAGAAAGAGUCAAGAGAGAAAGCUAGAGAACGAGCAAGAGAGAGAACAUUGACGAAGAUGAAGAUGAGAAUAUCAGGACUAAUUGAUACCUCAAAAAUAUUUUCAGAUCCUAUUCAAGAAUCACAAAAGAUUGAGUUAACCGGUGGUGCCCAAGUAGAAGGGAAAAGCCCAGAACAAGAAAGUAGUACAACUAAUGUGAACAUGGUUGAGUAUCAAAUGGAUUCUGUAAGAACUAUAGAGAAGUUUCUUGGACUAAACAGUGACGCUAGCUCUUCUUCCAUCUUUGGAGACUCCGAGGAAUCUUACGCAAGUCUAUCUCAAUUAGAGGUACUGCUUCAGAAGCAGGAAUGGUGAUACCAACGGAGCAUAACACAACUUCAACAGCAUGAGUAGAUGAGGAGAGAAACCGUAUUUCAUCUUCUUCCUAUGCGAUUAUCUCUGCUACUGAUCAUCAUGACAAUGCUCUAUUCUUAUGUGGUACUGGGAGUUUCUGUAUGCAUCAACAUAAGAAACUCAUAUAUAUGUAGACAUUUGUGUGUGUGGAGUUGGUCUGCUAAUUAGUUUGAAGCUCUUGACCGCUUGAUUAAAUGAUAUAAAUUAUUUUGUGGUUUCAAAUAA